This is a messenger RNA of Lizanozyma spartinae, 1140 nucleotides long. It is a transcript of the gene APN1, whose product is annotated as DNA-(apurinic or apyrimidinic site) lyase. Gene Ontology annotation, molecular function: phosphoric diester hydrolase activity; zinc ion binding; DNA-(apurinic or apyrimidinic site) endonuclease activity. Lineage: Eukaryota; Fungi; Ascomycota; Pichiomycetes; Serinales; Debaryomycetaceae. The coding region runs from base 1 to 1140 and encodes 379 amino acids. Gene Ontology annotation, cellular component: nucleus; mitochondrion. The record is from RefSeq and is a predicted model, not a curated record. The transcript has 2 exons. Gene Ontology annotation, biological process: base-excision repair.
AUGAGUGCAUUCAAACCCCCUUCAAGUGCCCCAUUUGCUCGAAGCGCUACUUCCAAGUUCAAAUUCGGAGGUCAUGUGAGUACAGCUGGCGGGAUCUCCAAAGCAGUGACGAACGCUGCAAGACUCGGAUGUAAUGGGUUUGCUAUGUUUCUCAAGUCCCCCAGAAGAUGGCAAGGUCCCCCAAUGACCCAGAAGGAAAUAGAUCAGUUCGGCAAGAAUUGUAAGGAGUUGGGGUACAAUCCUCAUACGGAUAUUCUUCCUCAUGGACAAUAUAUGAUCAAUUUGGCGUCACCAAAGGAAGAUAUGGAAGCCAAAUCGUAUGAAUCGUUUUUAGAUGAGAUUCUUCGGUGUGAACAAUUGGAUGUUCGUCACUACAAUUUCCAUCCGGGGUCCAAAUUGGAUGGUGAUCAUCGUGAGGCUCUUGAAAGACUUGCAAAGAACAUCAACAAAGUCCACAAGGAAACCAAACUGUGUAAGGUAGUCAUUGAGAAUAUGGCAGGUCACGGCAACUUGAUUGGAGGAAGUUUGGAAGAUAUCAGAGACGUAAUUGAAAUGGUUGAAGAUAAGUCUCGGGUCGGAGUGUGUGUUGAUACUUGUCAUGCCUUUGCAGCUGGAUAUGAUAUGCUGACUGAAGAAAGUUUCAACAAGUUCUGGAACGACUUUGAAGAGAUUAUUGGAUGGGAAUAUUUAAGUGGGAUCCAUUUGAAUGAUUCCAAGGCUCCCCUUUCCUCUAAUCGAGAUUUACAUCAGAAUCUCGGUCAAGGGUUCCUAGGGCUUGAAGCUUUCCGUAAUGUUGCCAACUUUGAGAAGUUACAAGGUAUACCCAUUAUCUUAGAGACACCGGUGGGAGAAAAGGACGAUGAUACUGUGUAUGGACAAGAGAUCAAGAUCCUUGAGUUUCUUGAAGGACGUGAUUCAGAUGAUGCGGACUACAUUGCUACAGCAGAAAAAUAUCUGAAGAUGGGAGCAGCAGAGAGGAAAGAACACCAAAAGAAGUUUGAUGAGAAGCAAGCAAAGGAAGCCAAAGCCAAAGCCAAAGCAGAAGCAAGAGCUAUUAAAGCAGAUGAUGAUUCAAAGAAGAGAAAGAGUAAGGGCAUUGAUGUUUUAGUGACCAAGAGAACAAGGUCUGCCAAAAGAUAA